AUGUUGCCAAUAGAUGAAUUUGGGCUGUUGGUACCCGCAGAAAGCAGUGCAUCCGACACACAGUCACAAUGUACCGACUCCCAGGCUGGGGACGUGGUCCCCCUCCCCGCGGAGAGGGUUGGGGGGAUCGGAGACAGCAGGCCGCCAUCAUUUCAUGCAAACGCAUCAGUAGUGAGUCGAGAUGAAACUUGUGACACAUGCACGGAGACGGACUCAGUUAUCAGUGCAGCGGCAAGGAGAGACCGCCCCUCGAGCCGGAGCUCGCGACAUAAUCAUUCUAGUCAGUAUAGGGACAGACACACCGCCCACCUCGGUCCCCGAAUUAAUGGCCAUGCAAAGCAUGAACGACAUCGAGAGCGGCCUCCCGGCCCCCAUCAGUAUGAGACAUCCACCAUGAUGAGCAGUGAUCUCGAAACCACCAGCUUCUUUGACUCGGAGGAUGAUAGCAGGUUUUCAACAGUUACUGAUACAACAGGAAUGUCAUCACGAUAUGGUCGCCAUCGGAAACGGCGGAGGAGACAUCGGCCGCCUCCUAUCAGUAGAGCUUCAUCAUUUAGCAGUAUAACCGAUUCGACAAUGUCUCUAAACAUAAUAACAGUUACACUUAAUAUGGAUACAGUCAACUUCCUGGGAAUCAGUAUUGUGGGACAGAGCAACAAGGGAGGGGAUGGCGGCAUCUAUGUGGGCUCCAUCAUGAAAGGCGGCGCUGUAGCUCAAGAUGGCCGCAUUGAACCAGGGGACAUGAUUCUCGAGGUGAAUGGUAUCAGUUUCGAGAACAUGAGUAACGAUGAUGCCGUAAGGACGUUACGAGAGGCAGUACAGAAACCGGGUCCAAUCACACUAGUCGUAGCCAAAUGUUGGGACCCAAACCCUAAAGGUUAUUUCACAGUUCCAAGACAGGAGCCAGUUCGGCCAAUCGACCCGUCGGCGUGGGUUGCACAUACGACUGCGAUGCGGGAACACUACAUGGGGCGUGGCGGACCCAGCACCUCAAUCAGCAAUAUGACGUCAACUAGCUCCUCACUCACUAGCUCUAUACCUGAGUCAGAACGGUUUGAUGACUUAAAUCUCACAGUGAAUACUGACAUGGCAACCGUUGUCAAGGCGAUGGCACAGCCAGACUCAGGGCUGGAAAUCCGAGACAGAAUGUGGCUCAAAAUAACGAUACCAAAUGCUUUUAUAGGUUCCGAUCUUGUAGAUUGGCUCUUUACGCACGUGGAGGGUUUCGCUGACCGGAGAGAUGCAAGGAAAUAUGCUUGUAAUCUGCUGAAAGCUGGCUACAUCCGGCACACAGUCAACAAGCUGACGUUUUCAGAACAGUGCUACUACGUCUUUGGAGAUCUCUGUGGUCCUCCGCAGUAUCCAGAUCUGACAUCGCUGAGUCUUGAAGACGUGGACUCUGUAUCAGAAGCCGACCGUGACACCCUCGCCCCCCUGCCACCCCCUGCGUGGAACAAUCAAUACCCCUACAGCAGCUCCAACUACUUGCCCCAGAACCUCAGCUAUAUACCCCCCUACAGCUACACAAGCACUGACAACACCAGCUACGUCGGCAGCUUCGUCGACGGCAUGCCGCCCCCACCUGUUGGUGCAGUGCCCCCUGGUGGUGGAGGUAAUGGCAGUGCAGGGAGUGUCCAUAGUGCAUCAGUCGCUGCUAAAGACUGUACAUGUUUAGUUAGUACAUACAAUCAUUUGCGCAAGCUUUGGGAAAAUAAGGAUAAACAAAGUGCCCAUCACCAUCAACAGUCCUCCUCGUGUGAUCCCCACCGGCGUAGCUUGGCGGAGCACACCGCCCACGCCAUGCAUGGGAGCAGACAUCAUAUUGCAUGGAGGAGAAAUUCCUCGAGUAGUUUGGGGAGCAGUGCAUCUGGUAGCAGCAAGAAGGAGAAAGAAAAGUCCGACCGAAAAUCUGCUAGUCCUGCUGGGAGCGGCGGCGGCAGUGACACUGACACAGCCAGCCUAGCGAGCGCGCGACGAGGUGCCCCCAGCGAUCGCAGCCUCCCCCCACCUCCUGGGCCUCUUGCACAGAUGCCAGCAGACCUCAGUGGGAGCAGGCAGUCCUUUAGAAUGGCCAUGGGAAACCCAUCUCUUCUAGAGAUUGAGGACAUACCGACCACGAUUGACUGACGGAAAGUUGCUGCCUGUCUGCCACCUGCCCGUUGCAUUCUUCCCUCCGCCCGUUGCCCGCCCGCCCGUAGCCCGCCCGCCAUCUCACAUCUAACCCACUUCGUUCUUCUAACAACGCUAACCCUUCUACAGUGCCCGCCCGCCUCGUUCGUUCGUUCGCUCUCUGACGCUCUUUCCUUCCCAUCAUGCAAUUAACCCUGCUGCAUAAACCUCUGUUGGACUUCUCAAAGCCUUGCUUUGGAUUUCACAUGGGUGGGUGUGCACCAAUAGACAUGAUCGUGGUUAGUCAUGUGACGUGUCAUCAUGUGAUACCUAGCACCGAGGACAGACCGGCCAAUGAAUCCUGUCCAUGAGAGAGAGAGAGAGAGAGAUCACAACAUUGUAUACAAAGUUAUUUUUGAAGAAGCCAGUAGGUGUGUAGCUUGACUGAAUGCUGUAGAAGACGUGAAUGCUGGAAAUUGGUUUUCAGUUUCCACAACAGUUACUUCCCUUUGUUUCAACUCGUCUUUCGUUUCCUUAUUCACUUUCCUCACUCACCUUAUGCAUGCUUUCCAAAUGCUUGUGUAACCAUUGCCAAAAUUAACACUGUCAAAACAGAGUGCAGUCUGCUUGAUCACAAAUACUUUUUCUAUUCUUUGCCUGUCUAUUGCUGUUCUGUUCACAUCUGCUUGUCUGCAUGCGUUACCUUUAAUAAACUAACUCAUGCAUAAUUCUUUCAUGGGGUGUUGAUAAAGAGGACUUUAUCUAAUGGUUAAAUCUAAUCCAGUUUUGGAAGAAGCGAAACAUAGGUUGAUUUUGACACCAUUCGGAAAGAAUUCUGCAAGCAUGGCAACCCACACCCAAGCCCCAUUCUAAGCAUGGCCUGUCAUCCUCAGCACUGCCCCUCCCACCUAUCCCAGCAUCCUUUUGGCAUGCAAUAUUCCGUCUCAGUGGCCAGCAUGUCCGUCAUCAAACACUCAUGAUGACCUCAUUAUCUGCUGACAGUGACGUCAUCGUCAUGAGUUUGACCUGAGAAACAUAUCAAAGUGUCCAGCUGCAUCCAAUUUCGAGCUAAAUUAAUUGAACUUUCAUGCAAUGGUGUGAAAGUAGAAAUAUGUUUAUUUUAUAAUUUAUGUUAAAGCUUUAUUUCAGGUUUCGACAAUCAAGUUUUAUUUGAACUGGAAAUUGUCUUAUUAGUUCAAAUUGUCUAAUUAUAUUGGGAGGGUAGCCACCUGGCAUAAUUUCAUUGAUUUGAUAGUGAUAAUAUAAAAAUCCCUAAUGAGGACAUUUUUGGAAAUUUUUGCUAUUAUUGGCAUAAUUUCAAUUAUCCUGGAAGAAAUAAAAUUGAACUGAAUAAAGUGUUUUCCUUCCAUGAAGGAUCGUAAGUAUGAAGGUGAUUUAAAUCAAAUUCCAUAAUAACUACGUAAGUUUCGGAAUUCUAUUAGUGUUAGCAUAAUUCAUUGUUAAAAUCAAUUUCUGAAAGUUGUUGUGCCUUGAUAAGAUAAUGGAUGUUGAACAGCUGGAGGUCAUUUGUCAAACGUCAGUCGAAGACCGACUUAAAAGGUGAACUGUUUGUCGUCUUCUAUACCCCUUGCUUUUGCAGGCCAUGUUCUUACAAGCAGUUCCUCAGUUACGUACUACACUGACGCGUGUGCAGUUUACGUACAUGCUACGAUGUGUACAUAAGUCGUCGAACAUGCUACGAUGUAUGCAUAACUUAUCGAAUAUGCUACGAUGUACGUAAGUCCUACAUUAUAUUUGUAAGUCAAUCAUUGUGGCACAAAUUGUGAGGCCUGCACAAAUAGUAUGCGUAAGUCCUACAUGCUACGAUUGAUUAAUUUACGUAAUAUAUUAGACAUACGUCACACGUCCAUGUUACGAUGAGUUAUGUCAUACAUGUGUGUGUAAUGUCUUAUGGACAUGCUAAGAUUGAGUUAUGCAUGGUAGUCAAAUAUGUUUACGUUGAAAACAAGAGAAAAUUGCUCAACGUGGAUAAUAAUGAGUUUUAGUCUUUGACAUGGUGGUAUAUUGUUACUUCUGUAAUUCUGAUGAAUUGUUUGUAAGUUUUCUUUUCAUGUUUGCAUACAUACUCAUGGUAUGGUAGUUUACGAUUUAGUUAGAGCAGUAGUUGAUAGAAAUUGUUUCGAUAAUUGUAACGAGAGCAACAACUUUGGAUUGAACCUGAGACAGUACAGCUACUAUUUCCAUUGGUUUCUGGGUUGAGUGGUUUUCUCUUGUUAAUGAAUGCCUUGUACAAAUGCAGAACACCAGUGUAUGACUGCUAGAGUGACAGUGCGAAUGAAUGCUGUGGGAGUGCAUGGUACAUAGUAUGCAAGACCGGCUGACUCUAGUAGCCGUUAGUGAGAAACCUGCUCGGAUGGACUAUGCUAUUUAUCUUGACAACUUUUAACCUUUUGUACAGACUACAUCUGCUAUUGUAUAUUAUUUUCUGUCCUUGUACAAAGCUUCUUCACCUGUACAGUUUUACUAUGUGCUUUUUUAUGUUGAUGAGAGUUGUCUCCCUUUGUCAAGUACGAAGUUGUGAUAAGACAUAUCGAUGAUUUUAAACGAGUGUUGGCAUGAACACAUUGCUCUGCUGAUAAUCUGGUGUCCAUCCAUUUAACUUGCUCUUGUGUGCAUCACUUAUUGUUUGUUUCAACAAGUAUAUUUUAUAUGUCACUAUUACAGCCUAAUGUGUAGACUUGGUUGAGAUUGUUUGCCUACUUGUUAUGUAACGUAAACCUGGCGCCGAUUCUGAAAUAGAUAUCUGAGCUUAUUUCUGAAAUCGAGAGAAACCUGAACUGUGAAGAUAUAUGAAUAUUGUCAACUUGA
This is a messenger RNA of Haliotis rufescens (red abalone), 4938 nucleotides long. RefSeq names its product segment polarity protein dishevelled homolog DVL-3-like. Gene Ontology annotation, cellular component: cytosol. The coding region runs from base 1 to 2127 and encodes 708 amino acids. Lineage: Eukaryota; Metazoa; Mollusca; Gastropoda; Lepetellida; Haliotidae. Gene Ontology annotation, biological process: canonical Wnt signaling pathway; intracellular signal transduction. The record is from RefSeq and is a predicted model, not a curated record. The transcript has 17 exons. Gene Ontology annotation, molecular function: frizzled binding.